This is a messenger RNA of Paramacrobiotus metropolitanus, 1304 nucleotides long. RefSeq names its product aquaporin-8-like. Gene Ontology annotation, molecular function: glycerol channel activity; water channel activity. Lineage: Eukaryota; Metazoa; Tardigrada; Eutardigrada; Parachela; Macrobiotidae. Gene Ontology annotation, cellular component: plasma membrane. The record is from RefSeq and is a predicted model, not a curated record. The transcript has 5 exons. Gene Ontology annotation, biological process: glycerol transmembrane transport; water transport. Bases 255 to 1142 code for a protein of 295 amino acids.
UAUAUUGGCAUGGCAAAGUUUAAAAUCGAUACAGUUGUACCGCUCGUGAAUGUGAUUUAAUUGAUUUAUAAUUUACAAUCAUUAGCUUAUCAGUCAAUCCGACGAAAUCGUUAUCACUUUUAAGCUGCACUGAUUCCAGUUAUAACAUAUUUAAUUACGAACCACGAUCAAACAUUAUGAAGUGAUUGCGAUUAGACUGUUGGGUAUGCCGGUUAGCCAAGAAAAGCUGUGUAUCCGUUUUAUCGUGGAGCCAAAUGGAAAAGUUUGAAAUGACGGUAUACAAUGCAGAGAAACGUCCCUCUAUUGCGUACGAAUAUGCGGAGAAAACUUGGAGAAGUCGGCUAGCCGAUAAACUGCGCAUAAACAAUCCAUUGUUGCGGGGAUCCGUAGCAGAAUUCUUUUCCACUUUUAUAUUGAUGAUUUUUGUUCAAGGCACAGUAGCCUCGCAAAUAUUCUCCGGCCAGCAACGCGAUGUUUUGCUUAUAUCCAUCGGUCAAGGAAUGUCCGUAGCAUUAGCGGUGUUUGUUUCCGGUGGUGUUUCCGGCGCUAUGCUGAACCCCGCGGUCAACUUUGCUUUUCUUGUGGUUGGCAAAGUAACAUGGCCGGUGGCCAUUUUUUACUCCAUUGCCGAAUAUAUGGGAGCAUUUGUCGCAUCGAUGGUCAUAUAUGCCGUCAAUGUCGAGAAUUUCGACAAAUACGACGGGGGUUUACGUUACACAUACGGUCCAAACGCAACAGCAGGCGUUUUCUCAACUUUCCCCGGUGAGCAGCGUUCAGUCGGGGGAGCAUUUUUUCACGAAGCGUUCUGCACUGUUACGCUCCUCGUUGGCGUCUUGGCUAUUGUGGACGAGCGCAACUGGAAGCCGGAAAAGGGACUUAUCCCUUUUGCCAUUGGAGGGCUGAUAUGCUUAAUAAACUUGGCAUUCUCAUACGGUGAAGGAAUGGCUAUGAAUCCAGCUCGCGAUUUAGCACCUCGGCUAUUCACAUUGGUCACACACGGAACUGAACCAUUCAGUUUCUGGGAAUACAACUACUUUUGGAUCCCCGUUGUUGGGUCACAUCUUGGAGCCGUUGUAGGUGCCCUGCUGUACGUCAUAUUCAUCGAAAUCCAUCAUCCGCCACAAGAAUACGUAAAAAAGUAAUUCAUCAAGGAACCACAAAGGGCACAAACUACAAAACCUGCAUUCUGUCUUCUCAGUUUGUGCUUGUAUUGUACUGUUUCAUAUCGAGUAUUGCUAUUACCAAAAAUACUGAUUCUCGCACAUGUUUGCUUAGUUUUUGCCAUUAAAAGCUUAUACUAUGUA